AGCCAACCAUUAAUACGCCCCAAUCGCCGCCGCCAGAGCCGCGGAGCUCUCCACUCCUCUCUUACCCUUCCUCUCCCCACCCACGAAGCCUCACUAGGGUUUAGCGGCGGCGGCGAGAUGGUGCAGCGCCUCACGUACCGGAAGCGUCACAGCUACGCUACGAAGUCCAACCAGACCCGAGUCGUCAAGACCCCAGGCGGGAAGCUUGUGUACCAGUACACCAAGAAGAGGGCGAGCGGGCCCAAGUGCCCCGUCACCGGGAAGAAAAUCCAGGGGAUCCCUCACUUGAGGCCUGCUGAGUACAAAAGGUCCAGGUUGCCUAGGAGCCGCAGGACUGUGAACCGUCCUUAUGGUGGAGUACUCUCUGGAAUUGCUGUUAGGGAGAGAAUCAUUCGUGCUUUCUUGGUCGAGGAGCAGAAGAUUGUCAAGAAGGUCCUGAAAAUACAAAAAACCAAGGACAAGACAGCUGCAAAGUAAAUCUCCAGGAAUGGGGAAGCCUAGCCCUGUUUUGUACACUGCGAAAAUUAAUUUUGGUGGAUGGAAAAUCUAGGUGCCUUGUUGAGCAUUUAGCAUGUGAGUUUAGAGAUUCUGGACACUGAAUCCCUUUCACCUUUGAAUUGUUGGAAUAUCGGGAAUCUGUUCCCCUAGUUGCUUUUAUUAUGAAUUCAGAUCCUAUCUAUGCAAAGAUCAACCUUCUGGUUUGUAACAUCUUUUGUCCAUGUUGCUCGUUGUUGCUCUUGAUGCCCAUUCAUAUCUAUGCAAGCAGUGUGGCCGUGUAUU
Zea mays is the source of this 780-nucleotide messenger RNA. RefSeq names its product 60S ribosomal protein L34. Lineage: Eukaryota; Viridiplantae; Streptophyta; Magnoliopsida; Poales; Poaceae. The record is from RefSeq and is marked validated. The transcript has 4 exons. Gene Ontology annotation, molecular function: structural constituent of ribosome. Gene Ontology annotation, cellular component: ribosome. Gene Ontology annotation, biological process: translation. Bases 118 to 477 code for a protein of 119 amino acids.